AUCCAUUUCAAUGGUGCAGCUUUCCCAAGCCCCUUUCCGUCGCCCAUCAUCUUCUUCUGGCUGGUCAGAGGAGGGUGAGGAUAAGAGCAUGAAGGCAACCAAGCAGCAGGUGAACCCAUCUGGGGAGAGCCAACCUCCCUCCAGCCCCCUGCAAUCUGCGCUGAACUCGGCAGCUUCUCCUUCCCAGGCAUACGAGACUUACAUUGAUAAUGGGCUUAUCUGCCUCAAACACAAGAUCAGGAACAUUGAGAAAAAGAAGCUCAAACUAGAAGACUACAAAGAUCGCCUGAAGAAGGGAGAAGCCCUCAAUCAAGACCAGUUGGAUGCAGUGGAGAAAUAUGAUGAAGUAGUACACAACUUGGAAUUUGCCAAGGAGCUUCAGAAGACUUUUUCAGGACUUAGCCAAGAUCUGCUGAAAGCACAGAGGAAAGCUCAGCGAAGAGAAAGUCUAUUAAAGCUUGAAGCAGAGAAGAAAAAACUGCGUACAAUACUUCAAGUCCAGUAUGUGCUGCAGAACUUCACUCAAGAGCAUGUUCAGAAAGAUUUCAAAGGUGGUGUGAAUGGUGCAAUAUACUUGCCUUCUAAAGAACUAGACUACCUCAUAAGAUUUGCAAAACUGACAUGUCCAGAAAGAAAUGAAAACUUGAGUGUUGAAGACCAGAUGGAACAAUCAUCUCUUUACUUCUGGGACCUUCUAGAAGGAAGUGAGAAACCUGUGGUUGGAACAACAUAUAAACACAUGAAGGACCUGUUAUCCAAACUUCUAGACUCUGGCUACUUUGAAAGUAUUCCAACUCCUCGCACCACUGUGCCAGUAAAAGAAUUGGAAGAAGAAGUAAAUAGAAAAUCUGAGAGAACAAGACAGAUGUCAAAAGGAGAGUCUGUCAAAGAACCAGAAUCCAUUAUGGAGCUUAUGAAGUCUGAAAUACAGCCACAGGAGUUUCUCAACAGGCGUUAUUUGCCUGAAGCAGAAUAUUCUGUCAAGAAGAAGCCAGAAGAGCCCAAAUCUUGGGAAGCUGAGUGUGCUAGAAAGCAAGAACCUCCAAAGUCAUGGGAGAUGCUUGUUGAUAUUGAAGAGCAGAAGCAGAAACAAGAGACCUUAAAGCCUUGGGAAGCCUGUAUUAGGCAGCAAGAACAAAAAAGAUCAGAUUCUCCAAAGCCUUGGGAAGCUUGUGUUAAACAGGAAGAACAGAAGUGUGAGCCUACAAAGCCCUGGGAGACCCGUGUUGAGGAGGAAGAACAGAAGAAGCAAGAAGCUCCAAAGGCCUGGGUAGCACGUGUCCGAGAGGAGCAGGAGUCCCCUAAACCUUGGGUAGCAAAGGUUAGGGAACAGCAGGACCAGAAGAAACAUGAAUCACCUAAGCCAUGGGUAGCAAAAGUUAGGGAAGAGCAGGAACAGAAAAAGCAGGAGUCCCCAAAACCUUGGGUAACCAAAGUUAAGGAAGAACCAGAAAAAAAGCAGGAAUCUCCGAAACCUUGGGUAACCCCAACUAGGGAGCAACCAGAACAAAAGAAGCCUGAGCCUGUGAAAUCAUGGGAAAUGCCUGUUAGGGAAGAGCCAGAGCAAAAGAAGCAGGAGCCUGUGAAGGCUUGGGCUGCACGUGUUAGGGAGGAGCCAGAACAAAAGAAGCAGGAGGCUCGAGAGGCUUGGGAAAAAGCUGACAGGCAGCAGCAAGUGUCGUCACAGCAGUUACAGAACCCUCCGAAGUCCUGGGGAGCUGCGAGUGUUGGGCCAAAGGAACAGAUGGGGCCAAAGAAGUUUGAUAUGGAACCUAAAGAAGAGUCCAUUCUAGAUUUUGAUAAAGCUUCACCAAGUGCCAUUGGUUCAUCCCAACCACCUUCAGUUACUCCAGCAAGUAGUCCUGUAGCUUCAAAAGAACAGAAACUGCCAGGUCAGAGUGAUUUUCUUCAACAGCCUCUUCAAGCUGCUGCUUCAUCUAUGACACUGCGUGGUUCAAAUACUUCCCUAGCAUCUGCUGAUCAGACUCUUUCUGGCUCUGAAACUGAAGACUUGGUGACACCACAGACACCCCAGGCAAGUAUUCCUCUCUCAAGUGAGCCACAGUCACCAUUGCCUACUUCAAGCACCUCCAUGUCACCAGUGCCACCAGUGCAAAGCUUUCAAUCUCCUCCAGCAAGUAGCAGUUCUGUCACAAUAACAGCAGCUCCUUUUCAGGCUAUGCAGACUGUAUUUAAAGUGAAUGCACCACUGCCUCCACGUAAAGACCAGGAAAUUAAAGAGGAUUCUUCAUAUUCAGCUGGAUAUAACCAGAGUUUCUCUACAGCAAGUACACAGACUCCUCCUCAAUGCCAGUUGCAACCUUCUCAUGUUGCAGAACAAACCUCUGUUUCACAAGAAUCUCUGUCUUCAGCAGUGAAUUAUCAAACUGAUGGAGCUGUUCCUGUUAGCAAUGGUAGCCUUGCCUUUUACCCAGCACAGACUAAUGUUAUUCCAAGACCCCCUCAGCCUUACCUUAACAGUCGUGGGUCUGUCAGAGGAUCUGCUAGAGGUGGAAGGUCACUGGCUAACUCGUAUCGUUCUCCUGGUGGGUACAAAGGUUUUGAUGCUUACAGAGGCUCAUCUUCAAUAACUAAUGGCAACUAUGGCCAACUGCAGUUCCCUGGUAGAGAUUACGCCGGAAUGCCAUAUUCUCAGAGGGAUGUUAAUUACCAGCAGUGCUAUAAAAGAGGUGGGAUAACUAGUGGUCCUCGAGCAAAUUCAAGAGCAGGGUGGAGUGAUUCCUCUCAGGUGAGCAGUCCAGAACGAGACAAUGAAACCUUCAACAGUGGGGACUCUGGGCAGGGAGAUUCCCGCAGCAUCACCCCUGUUGAUAUGCCAGUGACAAGCCAAGCUGCCACCAUACUACCAGUGCACGUCUACCCCCUCCCGCAGCAGAUGAGAGUUGCCUUCUCUGCCGCGAGAACAUCUAACUUGGCCCCUGGAACUCUAGACCAGCCAAUUGUGUUUGAUCUGUUGCUGAACAACCUUGGAGAAACUUUUGAUAUCCAGCUUGGUAGGUUCAACUGUCCAGUGAAUGGUACAUAUGUCUUCAUCUUCCACAUGCUGAAACUGGCUGUAAAUGUUCCCCUGUAUGUGAAUCUCAUGAAGAAUGAAGAGGUCCUAGUGUCAGCAUAUGCAAAUGAUGGGGCUCCUGAUCAUGAAACAGCUAGUAAUCAUGCAGUCCUGCAGUUGUUCCAGGGGGAUCAGAUCUGGUUGCGUCUGCAUCGGGGAGCCAUCUAUGGAAGUAGCUGGAAAUACUCCACCUUUUCAGGAUACCUCCUUUAUCAGGACUAAAAUCCAGUGCGAUGUUUACAAAAGAGCUGCUCCAUACACUGUGGUGGAGGGGGGUGGGACUAGCUUUGCACUUACUACUGACUUAAUAGAAGAUGUGGUUCCAUUAUUGGGGGAAAUGAUGGUCCUGUUGUGCAAGGUGAAAUCAUGGAGUUGGGGUACUGAAUCAGCACUAAUUUGGCACUUUAUCAGUUGUGAUGUAGCCUUGCUAGUAAAGCUGUGAAUGUAUAUUGUUUGCACUUACCCUAAACUGUAUUAAUGUCCAGCUUACUACACUAUUGAUUGCCUCAAGUAUGGGCUAUUCACAAUGCCUUGUUGUGCCUCAAUAAAACAAGUUAAUAUGCAUUUUAG
Molecule: messenger RNA, 3643 nt
Organism: Pterocles gutturalis (yellow-throated sandgrouse)
Lineage: Eukaryota; Metazoa; Chordata; Aves; Pterocliformes; Pteroclidae
Gene: CAPRIN2
Product: caprin family member 2
Exons: 18
Coding region: 11-3295 (1094 amino acids)
Biological process (GO): positive regulation of canonical Wnt signaling pathway
Cellular component (GO): cytoplasm
Molecular function (GO): signaling receptor binding
Source: RefSeq, a predicted model, not a curated record